AUGAAGCCUCCAAGCUUGUACACUGAUAGUUUGGAAGAAGAGGAGUUUAAAAAGGUGAAAGGAAACUCUUUGGAAGAGGCACUGAUUAUUGACAGUGAUGAUGAGCUAUUGAAUGCCAAAAGUACUUAUUCCGAUAAACGCUCUCAUCGAUUAUCUACGAGCAGUAUGAGUAGUCUCAGUAUGGAAACGAUAGACGAAGAAAUGGCAUCAAGCAUCUCGGUCAAUAGCCAGUUGUCAUCCAUGAUGGAGACGAGGCAAUCGUUGGACUCUGUCGACUUGGAGGAAAACUCUCAAUCUUUAUAUUCCGAUCGAAGUGGAGUUGAAUCUCAACAAUCCAAUUCACAACAAUUUUCACAACAACAAGAACAACUUGAAGAGGAUCGAGUAAGAAGCUAUUAUUUGUACCAUUUCUUGGAGAUUUUAGAAACAGUCACGAAAAGAGAUGGACAUUUAUUUAUUGAGGAAGAGCAGAAAAUUAUUGAGGCCUUUAAAAAUCAAUGCAAAGCGUCACAACGAUUAUUUAUUCGUUUGUUUAAUAGAAAACAAAAAUAUUUCACAAUCACUGAGCUAGAAAAAUACCGUAGAGAAAUUGAAAAAGAAAAGGAAGAUAUCAUGUCCUCGUGGGUGAAUAGUGACGAAGCCAAUAUGCAAAUUGUGUGCUGCGAGAACAUCAAAGAUGCUCUCGAACAUCUCGUAAAAUCUGAACUUUUUGAGUGCCUUCAUGUAAACAAGGAAAACAACAAUGAAAGCAGCUCUUCCAGUAAGAACUUUUCUAAUAACUGGACCAUGGAUGAAAUUCAAGAAUUAUUGAGAGAGUUCACUAACAAGCAACUCAAAUCCAUACUGGACAAGAAAAAUAUAAGCAAUGUAGUGAAGAAGCAACUCUCAAAGAGAUCAUCCAAAGAGUCUCCAAAAUCUGAUCUAAUCAAACAAAUUAUCACACGACCUGAAUCUCUUGUUGAUUUGAAAGAUUCUGGAGGCAGUGGAAAACAAUCAAAACUGAGUGGAUUUUUCAAAAAACAGACAGUUACAGCGAACGACAAGUGUAAAGACGAAGACAAGGAGAAGAAUAUGACAUCAUCUUCAAACUCCUCACCCAAUAGCUCCACACUUUUACGUACACAAGAUGUACUAAAAUUAAUCCACAAAGCCUCAAGUACUAAUAAGGAUAUUGCUCCCGUGUAUUAUAGGAUCCACAAGAAUGUUUCUAAAAUUUUCAAACGAAUUCACCAUCUCUAUUUUAUAUCACAAAACUCUGAUAAUGCCUCCAUCAUGAUAUUGGAACAAAAGAAAAUUACUAUUUUUCCAAAAUAUGAAGUCCAAGAACAAAAGAGCCUAUUCGAAACAAGAGAAGACCUCUUACGAUAUGAAGAAGCGUUUGAAAUUGCAAACACAUGGGCUGACUCUCUCGACUCUCCAUCCACAGAAAGCACUAAAAGCUCGUACGCAAACCCAUCGAGUGGUGACGUUCAAAAUACUCAAGAUCUUCUAAUUAUCGAAAUUGAAACUCGUUUAGAGUCCAUUCAGAAAGCCAAUGAGGAUGGUCUAUUGGAAAAACUUGUCGAAUUUUCCAAAGAUAUUUGUCAAAGACUCGAAGAAGACACAGAAUUAAUUCGAAAGAAGUAUUCAAAUGAUUCUUCAUCGAACACACUACAUAUGGAUUAUUACCUCAUGAGAUUUAGAUGUGGCUAUGUCUACGCUCGAAUAUUGCAUUACUGUACGAAACUAUUAGAAAAACACAAGCAAUACGAACUUGCAAUUUCACACUUGAAUGCCAUUCUGAAAUCUCCGUUUAUGGUAGGUAAGCGUGGAGAGUUCUACAAUCGUAUUGCUCUCGAUUAUGAACAUCAAAAAACUGUGGACUGUUAUGAAAAGGCAUAUGAAACAUGCAAAAUUGCAUUAUCUGAUAAUAACAGCUGUGAAUUUUUUGGAUCCAUUCGAUUACCUCCCAAUAAGAGAUGUACACUUGAAAAACGAUAUUUGAGAAUUUGUAAGAAACUUCAAAAAUCAGAUCCCAAGAAAUAUUCAACUCUUGACGAUUCCAGUCUCAUCUCAACUUUUAUUUCAACCAAUGUGAAACCUCCCAAGUUAAUAUACAUUCAAGGAAAAGUCAAGAAAUUAGAAAGUAGAAAAAAGGGAGAAAAGAGGAAUCACUUUAUAUCCCAUUUGGAUCAAGAAACAGUGGUGAGUGUGGAACAAUUUGCUCUGGAACAUUACCAAAUGAAACAUGCCAUGGAAGGUAUUCAUAGUGAAGGUUCUAUUUGGGCCAUGUUAUUCAUGUUAGUGAUGUGGGAUAUUAUUUUCGAUUCAUCCAUACCCUAUGUGUUUCAAAACAAGUAUCAAUCUUGUCCUCUUGAUUUCAUGACUGAUGCAUUCUAUUUGAGAAGAAGAGACAAGUUCAAGAAACGACUUGAAGAAAUUGAACAACUUGGUUCUACGUAUUUGAUUGAAAAAGUGACAAAUUGUUGGAAUGAAAAUUAUGGAACGAAUGCAAUUAGUUGUAAUUGGAAGGAUAUGGAUCCAACGCUAUCAGAUGAAGAUGCAACGAUCAUGACUCAUGAAAAUGAUGACGAAAUUGUCGAGGUAUUGGAUGAGAAUGUGGAUCAUGUUGUUGAAAACAAGCAAGAGACAGCUGUCACUUCACAAAAAGAAGCACAAGCUUCUGAAUCAAUAGACAUUGCUGAAAAACCUUCGCAAAAAUUAACAUGCCUCAUUAGUAUUUGUGAAUGCUUUCCAAUUAAGGUGAUAUGUACCAUACUUCAAUCUCUUGCUGAGGACAUGAAAGAGAACAGAAGUGGUUUUCCAGACCUCGUUUGUUGGAAAAAGAGUGAUGUCAACACAACAAAUGCCUCUCAUGAACAUUUACUGAGCGAAAUUAAGGGUCCUAACGACAAGCUUAGCGAGAAACAAAUUAUUUGGAUCGAUUUGCUUGCCAAAGCUGGAGCCAAUGUUGAAGUGUGUCACGUUCGAGUGAGAGAUGGCAGUUGUGGAGGUACUGACAACUCCCAGGAAGCAGACCAAGAAGAACCCACGAAAAAGAAGAGAAAGAGCUCCUCUUCUUCUCAGAUUACCUUUGCAGAUGACGAUUUAUGGAAGCAAUUGGAGGAUGAUGUUUUUGAAGAAGAAAAUUGA
Molecule: messenger RNA, 3132 nt
Organism: Naegleria lovaniensis
Lineage: Eukaryota; Heterolobosea; Eutetramitea; Acrasida; Naegleriidae
Exons: 2
Coding region: 1-3132 (1043 amino acids)
Biological process (GO): interstrand cross-link repair
Cellular component (GO): nucleus
Molecular function (GO): 5'-flap endonuclease activity; flap-structured DNA binding; 5'-3' exonuclease activity
Source: RefSeq, a predicted model, not a curated record